AUGAGUACAUCCCGUAUCCAGCCAAAUACUUGGCUCUUCUUACGCUUGCCUUCCCGUUCAUUGAAGUGCUUAGAGAUCAAGCCUAACACGAUCAUUGACGUUGGCAAGCUCGGCCAGUUCCCUUCCAAUCUCCUACUUGGUCGACCGUACUACCACACUUAUGAAAUCCUGGAGAAAGCCGCAGAUGAGGCAUAUAGCAGACUUAGGAUCGUUACGCCUGACGAACUGAACGCUGAGGUCGCCGCAGAUGAAGCAACCCCUGCCGAAAGCCGAGCAGAGCCGGCGACACCAGGUGUGAGCGAUGGCGCAUCGCUCCCAAAGGCAAUGGAGGAGGCUGUUGUGCAGGAGCUGAAGAACAACCGCCUUACGAUUGAUGAUGCGAGCCGGCAAGCACUAUCACAGGAAGACAUUGAGCAACUGAAGAAGAGCUCGGCAGGAAAGGAGAUCAUCGACAAGAUUCUGGCCAACCAUGCGGGACUGGACGAGAAGACGGUCUUCUCUCGAGCCAAGUAUGUGCUCCGGAAGAGAAGUAAGUAUCUCAAGCGCUUUACGGUACUGCCAAUGGACGUGGGUACGUUGAUAUUAUAUCUGCAUGAGAAGGAGCCAGCGCGAAUACUGGAGAUGCGGGAAGAGACGCUGGGUUUGAUCAUGGCGUGGAGCAAUAUGCAUGGGUCGCACGUCGAGUCUUCCGCCGACGAGACUUCCCUUGGUAAGCUAGGUACUGGUAGAUGGCUCACUGUCGAUGAAACGGGUGGGUUGCUAGUUGCAGCCAUGGCCGAAAGGAUGGACAUACUGCACAAGUAUACCGACGAGGAGCAAUUCGACCAUCCACCGACGAAUGCAGAAUCAGUCCAGACAGAAGACGUUGAGAUGGAGGACGUGUCGGCCACACUGGAUGGCAAAUCGAGUACACCAGCGUCGAGACACAUACCCACACCACGAGACUUCCCACUACCAGCAACAUCCAACACGAUAACACUACUACAUCCUGCCGUACAACCGAAUGUCUCAAUCCUAAAACACUUCGGCUACGAUUCGAACAGUCCAAAUACAGACCACCCACUCCACACGCACCUCAAAUGCCUCUCCUGGCUACAACUCCUACACCCGGCCGACGACCCAACAUAUCGCCAACCCGACACAGUCCCCGACCCCGAGCUCUUCAAAUGGAAGUCCGGCAAACGCGGCAACUACCACAAGAAACAACGCCGGUGGCAAAGAUGCCAAGCCGUAGUCCACGAUACCCAACGCGGAAAUUUCGACGGCUUGAUCAUAGCUUCGAAUAUGGAUCCCGCGACUAUCCUCCCGCACACGAUCCCCCUAGUCCGAGGAGGCGGCCAUAUAGUCAUCUACUCCCCUACCAUCGAGCCUCUGGUCAAGAUCAUGGACCUCUACAGUAAAGAUCGCCGAGCAGCCUACAUCCAGCACCUAUCCAAAGGCGAAACCCCCAGCAUCGACGACUUUCCCCUCGAUCCGAGGUUGCUUUUGGCGCCUACGCUGCAGACGAGUCGGGUGCGGGAGUGGCAGGUUUUGCCUGGGAGGACGCAUCCGCGCAUGACGAGCCGGGGGGGUAGUGAGGGGUUUGUUUUUACGGCGAGGAGGGUGCUGCCGGUGGAGGGCGGGGUGGAGGCGAGGGGGAAUUUUACGGGAAAGAAGCGGAAAGGAGCUACAAAUGAUGCUGCGACGCCUGGGGGUGAUAUUGUAGACGCCGGAGUUGGAGUGGGAGGUGCUUAG
Molecule: messenger RNA, 1734 nt
Organism: Recurvomyces mirabilis
Lineage: Eukaryota; Fungi; Ascomycota; Dothideomycetes; Mycosphaerellales; Teratosphaeriaceae
Gene: TRM6
Product: tRNA (adenine(58)-N(1))-methyltransferase non-catalytic subunit trm6
Exons: 2
Coding region: 1-1734 (577 amino acids)
Biological process (GO): tRNA methylation
Cellular component (GO): nucleus; tRNA (m1A) methyltransferase complex
Source: RefSeq, a predicted model, not a curated record